Molecule: messenger RNA, 1202 nt
Organism: Thlaspi arvense
Lineage: Eukaryota; Viridiplantae; Streptophyta; Magnoliopsida; Brassicales; Brassicaceae
Source: the annotation of a GenBank genome assembly
UUCGAGUGAAGCCCAUAUAUGACAAUCUCCAACUGGCCCAUUAAUUUUUCUCUUCUUCUCCUUCACGACACUUUUUCUUGUAUAGCCGAUACAAUCUCUUCCUCUUUUCUCAGUCUGAAUAAACCAAACACCCAAAUUCAGAUCAACAUCACGGUGGAUCCCGGUGAGACUUCUUUCGCCGCUGAACAGAGCCGCAUUCUCCUUCAGCUCCGACGCCUAUAAAGAAUUUUUGAGACGAUCUCAUUUGUUGUCAAACGGGUUUAUAAGCAACACCACCUCCAUUAAUUCCGACCAUCGUAAAACUCUCCGGCCACUCCACCAUGGGCUCAAGGCUAGCUUUGUCUCCCCUGAAACAAGGUGAUGGCUGUCUCCGGGAUUGAACUCGCCCAGAUUAUUGAGCAACAGUUUCUUCUACAUUCACGACAUUAGGAGGAACAAAUUCCACAAAUGAAUCAAAGUCACAUCAGAAUCGUAAACAACUUUCUCCAAAAUAUAAGCUAGUCUUCUCCACAAAAUUCUGCAACCUAAGGAUACCAUGUCGAUAAUUGAGUUACCUGGAGCUGUACCAUCAUUAAGCCUGAAACUUCUGUCCAGCCAUUUGCAGGUUAUCUCUUGCAUUCAAACAUUCACCAAAGGAGUUCCACAUGUAGCAGUUGUUGCCAUCUUUUAAACCUCUAAAGAGAGUAUUCCCAUUGCUAUCUACACCUGAACACUUAGUCCUUGUGAAAAGAACCUCGAAACCUUGACCACAUAAUUGUUCAACACUGAUCAGAACCAGACAAGCAGUUUUUCUUUCUUGUCAUAUGUGUUGAACAUCCACUAUCAAAGUACCAUCAUUCAGCUUCUACUACUUUUUCUGCUUCUAUAGCCAUCAACGCCUUAAAGGAACAGUCUUCAGAUACGAUUACAGCAUUGCAUCGGAUGUCAUUGUCUUGUCAGCAAGGAUAUGAGUUUUCAUAGAGAUCUCUUGAUUUUACCCAGAAUUGAUUUCCCCAUCCAUUCCAUGUAAAUUUUCUCUGUCUCCACAGUUUCUUUAUUCUCUCUCUUGAAGUUUGUAACAAUGAGCUUUGAUAUGUCCAUACUUGCCACAAAAAUAGUAAACUGUCCUUCUUGGUUGUUGCUGAGAUUGAAUUUGCUGUAAUCGUUGUUGCUGAACUUGAAUUUGCCGACUCUUUUUCUCAAAGUAACGAGUCUCUCCCUCA